GUCACUAGGCCUUAGGUACCUCUUAGUUUAGGUAGGUACCUCUCUCUUUUUUUUGGAGAUGGAGUCGUUGUAGGUUGCCCCACGUUUUCCGAUAAGUCUUUUACUACCUCAUAGUAUGUACUGUGCCUUCGUUAUCCGCAAAAGUUCCUCCAUAGUGCCUACGUCAAAAGUUCGAUUUUAGCUCCAUUCUUGGUGAUUCUACAACUUUUAACCACUUACAUCCCACUGGCACCACUAACCUAACUCCUUGGAUAGGGGGUUGUACAUACCUCCUGAGGUACCUAAUUUAUCUCCCAACUCAUUCUUUUUUCUUUCUUUCUUCUUUUCCUUUUGCCCCCCCAAAUGGCUUCGGCGCGCAUCCCGGCCCUGCGCAACCUCCUCCUCGGCCGGCGACAGCUGCUGCUGUUGCAGCAGCGCCGCUGGGCCCAGGUCCACGACGUGCGCUUCGUCGCGACCACCCAGCCCGCGCGCAGCGUCGCCGAGAAGUACCGCGAGAAGCUUGACCGCAAGGCCCGCGAGGAAGGCCUGCGCGACAUCGCCGAGCUGAAGGAGGCCUACAGGGACCGCAUCCAGGAGCUCCGGAGGAAGGAUACCGUCUCCGUCCCCGGCCUCGACGCCUUGCUUGCCGACGAACAACCCCCUGCUCCGUCGUCGUCGUCGCCGGCCGCGGAUAAGGUCCAAGGGCGCGCUGGAGAUGGGUCUGCUCGGACAACGCCGCCCGUCGGCGGUGCGGCGGCUGCGAGUACCUCCGGUGCAGGCGUCAAACCCCUCUCCGAGAUCCUCGACCUGCCCAAGGCCCGCGCGCUCCCGGAGAAAGAGCUGUCCGCCGUAUGGCGCCUCCGGCACGCGGCGUCGCCGAACUCGCUGUGCGCGGUGAUCCCCCGGGCGACGUACCUGUCGAUGGAGGCGACGGCGCGGCGGCACCCGUCGUUCGUGCUGCCGGUGCCGCGGGGCGCGGACGUCGGGGCGGAGAUCCACUUCCUGCAGUGGGUAUUCGACUCCUCUUCUACUUCCACCUCGGCAUCCCGCACGGCCACCGUCCUGUUCACGCAGCUGGCCGAGUACAAGGCGCGCGGGGAGUGGGCGCAGCCGCACACGAGCAUCACGCACUACGUCGACGCGGGGCUGGCGGGGGUGCUGAUGGCGGGGAGCGUGGUGGACGGGCGCGGGGCGAGCGUCCAGGACGCCAAGUGGCUGGUGAUGCUUCUGCAGAGGUUUUACGGCGGGGAGGGCAGGGGGGGCGAGAGGGAUGGCGGGGAGAAGAGGAGGUUGCUGGAGGAGUUUGGGCGCGGAGAUGGGAGGUUUAGCGUGGAGAGGUUGUUGGAGGAGAGCGAGAAGUUGGGUUGAGGAAGGAAAGGGGUGACGGUGACGGUGACGAUAAUGGAUA
Molecule: messenger RNA, 1387 nt
Organism: Daldinia caldariorum
Lineage: Eukaryota; Fungi; Ascomycota; Sordariomycetes; Xylariales; Hypoxylaceae
Product: ATP11-domain-containing protein
Exons: 1
Coding region: 343-1347 (334 amino acids)
Biological process (GO): mitochondrial proton-transporting ATP synthase complex assembly
Cellular component (GO): mitochondrion
Source: RefSeq, a predicted model, not a curated record